Iphiclides podalirius (scarce swallowtail) is the source of this 2307-nucleotide messenger RNA. Lineage: Eukaryota; Metazoa; Arthropoda; Insecta; Lepidoptera; Papilionidae. The record is from the annotation of a GenBank genome assembly.
AUGGCUCCAAGCAAGGAGCAACAGACACUUAUGUGGCAGCAAAAUUCCUACUUAGUGGAUUCUGGUAUCAAUUCUGGAGCAGCUACUCAGGUGCCAUCACUAACUGGCAAAGAAGAUGAUGAGAUGGAAGGAGAUCAGCUCAUGUUUGACUUGGACCAAGGCUUUGCUCAAGGUUUUACUCAAGAGCAAGUUGAUGACAUGAAUCAACAAUUGUCACAAACUCGCUCCCAGCGUGUGCGUGCAGCCAUGUUUCCUGAGACAUUGGAGGAAGGAAUUGAGAUCCCUUCAACUCAAUUGGAUCCUGCCCAGCCAACAGCAGUGCAGCGCCUUGCAGAACCAUCUCAAAUGCUUAAGCAUGCUGUUGUUAACUUGAUAAACUAUCAAGAUGAUGCUGAUUUGGCUACCAGAGCCAUUCCAGAGUUGAUUAAACUCUUAAAUGAUGAAGACCAAGUGGUUGUUUCUCAGGCUGCAAUGAUGGUCCACCAACUCUCCAAGAAAGAAGCUUCCCGUCAUGCCAUCAUGAACUCACCUCAGAUGGUUGCUGCCUUAGUGCGCGCUAUUUCUAAUAGCAAUGAUCUUGAGACCACCAAGGGGGCUGUGGGAACCUUGCAUAACUUAUCUCAUCACCGUCAGGGUUUGCUUGCCAUAUUCAAGAGUGGUGGUAUACCAGCUUUAGUUAAACUCCUCAGCUCUCCAGUGGAGUCUGUGCUCUUCUAUGCUAUCACCACCCUACAUAAUCUCUUACUUCAUCAAGAUGGCUCCAAGAUGGCUGUUCGUUUAGCUGGCGGCUUGCAGAAGAUGGUAGCUCUACUACAAAGAAACAAUGUCAAGUUUUUGGCUAUAGUAACAGAUUGCCUGCAAAUCUUGGCCUAUGGAAACCAAGAGUCGAAACUUAUUAUACUUGCAUCUCAAGGUCCAAUUGAGUUAGUGCGUAUAAUGCGUUCAUAUGAUUACGAAAAGCUGCUUUGGACUACCUCGAGAGUCCUUAAGGUCCUCUCAGUUUGCUCCAGCAAUAAACCAGCUAUUGUUGAGGCUGGUGGAAUGCAAGCUUUGGCUAUGCACCUCGGAAACCCCAGUGGCAGACUUGUACAGAACUGUCUCUGGACUUUGAGGAACCUUUCUGAUGCUGCCACUAAGGUUGAAGGAUUGGAAGGUUUGCUCCAAAGCUUGGUGCAAGUACUUGCAUCUACUGAUGUCAAUAUUGUGACUUGUGCUGCUGGCAUUCUGUCCAAUUUGACUUGCAACAACCAGCGUAAUAAGGUGACGGUGUGCCAAGCGGGCGGCGUGGACGCGCUGGUGCGCACCGUGGUGUCGGCCGGCGACCGCGAGGAGAUCACCGAGCCGGCGGUGUGCGCGCUCCGCCACCUCACUUCGCGCCACGUGGAGAGCGAGAUGGCUCAGAACGCGGUGCGCCUGCACUACGGCCUGCCGGUGAUUGUGAAGCUCCUGCAGCCUCCUUCCCGCUGGCCUCUGGUGAAGGCGGUGGUGGGAUUGGUGCGCAACUUGGCACUCUGCCCCGCCAACCACGCCCCGCUACGCGAGCACGGCGCCGUUCACCACCUAGUUAGACUACUGAUGCGCGCCUUCAACGAUACUCAGAGGCAAAGAUCAUCCGUGUCCGGCGGAGGUGGGGCCGCAGGCGCUUACGCCGAUGGCGUACGCAUGGAGGAAAUCGUGGAAGGGGCCGUUGGGGCCCUGCAUAUACUGGCCAGGGAGAGCCUUAACAGGCAGCUUAUACGUCAGCAGAAUGUCAUACCAAUAUUUGUGCAGCUGCUGUUCAAUGAAAUUGAAAACAUACAGCGCGUAGCAGCCGGGGUCCUCUGUGAGUUGGCGGCUGAUAAAGAAGGGGCUGAGAUGAUAGAGGCUGAAGGGGCUACGGCACCUCUCACCGAACUGCUGCAUUCACGCAAUGAAGGAGUCGCUACAUACGCCGCCGCUGUUUUAUUCCGCAUGUCCGAAGACAAGCCUCACGAUUAUAAGAAGAGACUCUCCAUGGAGUUGACCAACUCUCUGUUCCGCGACGAUCACCAGAUGUGGUCCAACGAUCUCGGGAUGCAGCCAGACCUGCAGGAUAUGCUCGGACCAGAACAGGGCUAUGAAGGAUUAUAUGGCACUCGACCAUCAUUUCACCAACAAGCCGCCGGCUACGACCAGAUCCCGAUAGACUCGAUGCAGGGCCUCGAGAUCGGCAGCGGCUUCGGCAUGGACAUGGACAUCGGCGAGGCGGAGGGCGCCGGCGCCGCCACCGCCUUCCCCGAGCCGCCGCACGACAACAACAACGUCGCCGCCUGGUACGACACCGACCUC